Sebastes umbrosus (honeycomb rockfish) is the source of this 3232-nucleotide messenger RNA. It is a transcript of the gene mavs, whose product is annotated as mitochondrial antiviral signaling protein. The record is from RefSeq and is a predicted model, not a curated record. The coding region runs from base 158 to 1945 and encodes 595 amino acids. The transcript is spliced from 6 exons. Lineage: Eukaryota; Metazoa; Chordata; Actinopteri; Perciformes; Sebastidae.
GCUUUUUUAUUGAGAGGCAGGAAAAGCUUCAGAGAGGCACUCACGACUUGCUGACGCAACAAAACACGAAAGAGAGUCUUGGAAAGCCAAGGAGACAAGAAAAGGACUGCCUGUUUAGAGGUCAUUCAUUUGGCUCAGCUCUGCACCUCGUGUCAAGAUGUCAUUUGCCAGUGAAAGGCUGUACAAUGGAUACUUGCGGCGGAAUAUGCCGAAAAUUGUGAGCAAGGUGAAAGUGAGAGAGAUGAUGAUGCAUCUGCCUUGCCUGACUGCUCACGAUAGGGAGAACAUCGAGGCAAAAAGAGAAACGUAUGGGGGCCUCGACAGCGCUAUGCUUCUUCUGGACUGUCUGAGGAGGAGAGAAAACUGGCCGGAGCAGUUCAUCGAAGCACUUGAGGCGUGUGAGCAGCCGACUCUAGCAGCUGAGAUUAGAGCAGAAUACGACGCUCUGAAUGGCGUCAACAAUUCCAACCCCGGCUCCCCUCCAACGACUGUCGUCAGGGCACACGUCCAUCCAGCACCAUCUGCCAGUCAUCUGUCCUUCCCAGAGAAUGGAGCAAACAGUCAGGCUGCUGUUGCUCCGCCAGCUGAUGCAUCAGCUCCUCCAGAGCCAGCUGCCCAGGUCUCACCCUCUCUGGAAAUCCCUGUGCAGCCACAAGCCCCCCAGAGCUCAGCAGCUCAAGUUCCUGAGGCUGUUUCUCCACCCGAGCCUCCACAGUCGACUCAGAAUGAAGUGGCACCCCGCACACCAACACCUCCUCCUUCUCCUGUCACUCAGGCGGUUACAACCCCACCUCCACAGAGGGAGAUUAAGUCUCACCAGGAGCCAGUGGAAAACUCUGAAUCAGACAUCCAGGAUGUCCCUGGUGAUGAUGGCGUGAUCCCUGAUCAGGGGAGCGCAGGAAACGGCGAGGUAUUGAUCAACGGUGUGGCCACUCCUCCUCCACCAUCUCGUCCUGUUGUGCCGUGUGAAACGGACACUCCUUCCAGCCCAGAUCGUCUCCAAACAGCAACAACCUCCACAGAGAUCAGGCCACCACAGAGUCCCUCUCCAACUCCGAUAAACUCAGAUGUGACCGAUGGAUCCUCUUUCCUCACGUUGACCCCAGAGAAGCCUCCAGUCCAGGACACCACCCCUCCUGUGGUCCUAAAACCUGCUGCUGUCCUGCAGCCUGAAGAGAUGUCUGAACCUCCUACUACACAGGUUGUUGAAAGCAGCCCGCAGACAGAAACUGCAGCUACAACCUCCCCUCCGCUGCCGGGUGCUGCUGGGAUGGACGCCUCUCUCUGGGCUGACAGCAGUAUGUGUCUGAGCAAGCCUGGCCAGCUCAUCAGCAUCCUCCCAGAAAAUCAUGACAGCCCUACCAUCCCUGCACCCAGCACACCGGCGCAGCCCUACUCGGGUAAUAGUGAGCGUCUGGAAAUGAGCGACGCUGCAACGGACGCCGUGACCUCUGCCCACCUUCCUGCAUGCUCUGCUGUCAGCUCCACCGCCGCGACUACAGCGUCAGCACUGCCAUGCCAGGAGAACGGCUUCGCUCUUAACCAUAACGAACCGGAGGAAAACAACUACGAGUCUCCUUGUCAGAGUUUGGAAAGGCAGGAGGUGCUGAUGCACGAGGUGCAUGUAUCUGAGGAGCCGUCUAUCCUCGACCUAGACGGCCAAAAUUCAAUACCACGAGCUCAAAUCGUCAACGGUGAAGCAGCCAAGGAGCUCACCUCUGCGCCACCACUAUCCACCAACACUGUUGAGACUGUAUUGAGUGUAAACACCUCCUUCAGUGAGAACCACCACCCCUCUGAGCCUGCACCCGCUGAUACUUCACCAGAGCAGGAUUCAGAGAAGAAGAUGGCCUCUCGCGCCCUGGCAACUAAUACAAAGUACGUUCUGACCGCUGCAGGAGUGGGCGCCUGUGCACUGCUGAUGGCGUGGAAGUUUAAGCAUUAAGGGGAUUUAAUACCUUUUAAAGGGAGAGAAGAUUAGGCUUUAAGGCUUUUGAAAGAGGAUCUUAAGGUUAUGGUGCCUUAUUGUAGUCACUGGACUGGGUUGGCGUGAGGCAGCUGUUUAAUAAUUACCUUUAGUAAUAAUAGCUGACUUGCCAGACCUUUGAUCAUGUCAUUAAUUAUGAGUAUGUUAAGUCCGACUAUGUUUUAUUGUUUUAUUGUUGAAUGAAGUUUGCCCUAGUGAGCAAAAACCAAAUCUACCCAUCUUAUUCUAGUUAGGGAACUUCGUGGCACUGGGUUGAGAUCUCAGGUUAUUUAUGCACUUGCUGCAAUUAUGUGGUUUGUAAAGAUACACCGAUGCUCUGUAUUAAUGAUAGAAAUGUUUGUAUGUUCACUUGUCUGAUAAGCACUUUCGAGAUAAGAAGGUUGGCGGUCAUCCAGUGAUUAUUAGCGUACAAAGGACCUGAAUUAUAUUGGAUGUGGACCUUGGAAGAAAGAGUACCAGCAUCACACUCUGUAAAUGAUGGCUAGUGCAAUGUCAGUAUUUAUUUGUACAUAUAUAUACACAAUAUAGAGAUAUCUAAUUAUGUAUUUUAAGAAAAACUGAUGCGUCAAAAACAUUCCAAAGCGCUCAUAAUGUCUAAAAGAAUCAGUCAGCUGCGUAAUUAAAUUAAAUACUUUACAUAGUCCAGACAAUUGCUCCAAAACCUUUUCCCAUGGCACUUCCUGUUUCCUAACCGUGAGCCGUCAUGUCAAUCGCUGCAUAUUUAACUGGGUAUUUAUAUGGUCAUUUCUGUGGUUGUUGCUUAUGUCUUUUGUUUUGAUCUUUGAAAAAAUUAAAAAUGUAGUGUAAAUAGUUUUUUAUGCAAUGGGAUCAUUUUAAAAAUGCACAAUUAAAAAUUGGAAAUGAGCAAAUUUUGCUGCACUUAGCCAUCCGGGUGUAAAUGUUUGAGAUUACAUUUUAUUUUUCCUUAGGUUUUGUUUUCUCCUUUAAAUAGAAACAAGUUUGAGAAGUUAUGUUCUGUGAGAUGACAUUUUAUUGUAAAUAGCAUUGUCAAUAUAAGAAGUGUCAGAAAGAAAACCAACUUAAAUUCAGAAAGUGUUGCACAUUUUAAAAGGAUAUUUGAGCUGCAAAGAUGCUUUGUAGAUGUAAAUGUAUUGCCAUUAUGGAGCACAUGUAAAUUGUAAUCCCAGUUUAAGGUUUAUAAAAAUGUUAAGGCACUGUCUCUAGCUAUUUACGUGACAAUCAUAUCAAUAAACCUGAAUUAUAAAAAUAAAUGCCUUUAUUGAG